Molecule: messenger RNA, 4784 nt
Organism: Brassica rapa (field mustard)
Lineage: Eukaryota; Viridiplantae; Streptophyta; Magnoliopsida; Brassicales; Brassicaceae
Product: ankyrin repeat-containing protein BDA1-like
Molecular function (GO): protein binding
Source: RefSeq, a predicted model, not a curated record
AAACUAGAAAUAUAAGGUUAAUUAUAUAUAUGUUCGGUUAUCUUCGGAUAUCCAUUCGGGUUCGGAUAUUAUCCAUUCGGGUUCGGAUAUCCAAUCUCUCCUAAUUCAAUACAUGUUCGGGUAUUUUGCUACUUUGUUUCGGAUUUCAAUUCGGAUUUUUUGGAUCGGGUUCGGGUGCCACUUCGGAUAUCCGGUAAAGUGCCCACCCCUAGAUUUGUAAGGUACUUGACUUGAGACUCUGUGCUUUGUACUUAAGUUUUGAUUUUUUCCUACGAUCUUUAAAUAUUGGUAUGAGCUUCCAAGCUUUCGAAUUACGUAAAAUAUGGAGCCACUAAUUUUAGUGUGGAUAUCUCGACCACUAAAUUUAAUUCUCGAUUAUCUCGACCACUAAAUUUAAUUCUCCAUAUCUCGGCCGUUAAAUAUAUUUUUAAUAUCUCGACCACUACUUUCAUAUGCCAUUUUAAUCUGGAAAAUGAAGAAAAUGAGUGGACUAGUAUUCGAUAACUCAAACUCGUUAAUAUGCAAGGUAGUGGUUUGGAGACGUAGUGUUUUCUACUUAAGCAUGUGUUGCAGUAACCAAAAGUUAAAAAAAAAAAAGCUGUGGAGGGAGGUGAAGCCUGGGUGACUAGUGAAGCUAUGUCGAUUGUUGUGGAUGUCAGUAGAGUAUCAGAUGUGGUAGCUCAAGAUGCAAAUCUGAAUGACAGGUCUAGUACGAGCACUGAAGAUGAAAAUAUCUAUGAUAAAUUGAAGAAGACGGCUCAAGAAGGGGACAUAAUAAGACUUUAUGAGUUGAUAGCAGAAGAUCCAAACAUCCUAUGUCACUUUGAUAAAGUGCCGUUUUGUGAAACGCCACUACACAUUGCAUCUGAAAAAGGGCACACUCAUUUUGCCAUGGAGCUAAUGAUCCUUAAGCCGUCGCUUGCUUCCAAGUUAAAUGUAUCAGGUUUCAGCCCUAUGCAUUUAGCCCUACAAAACAACCACAGCCGAAUGGUGAGAGGGCUUGUGUCAAUCGACAACAGCUUAGUUAGCAUCAAGGGAAGAGGAGGGAUAACUCCUUUGCAUCAUGUGGCUCGGACAGGUGAUGCAGAACUUUUAAGUGAGCUCUUGUUCACUUGUCCUUCUUCCAUAGAAGAUUUAACAAUUAAAUGUGAGACAGCUGUGCACAUUGCUGUGAAAAACCAACAGAUGAUGGCUUUUAAGGUUCUAUUGGGAUGGGUGAAGAGAGUUAACAAAGAGGAAAUUUUGGACUGGAAAGAUGAAGAUGGUAACACAGUCUUCCAUAUUGCUGCAUCGAUAAAUCAGACUGAGGUAAUGAAAUUGUUGCGAAGAAUCGUGAAAGUAAAAGCCAAGAACUUGGAUGGCAAAACUGCGAUGGACAUACUUCAAACUCACCAAUCUCCUUGUUUCCCAGAAGCAAGAAAACUUUUCUACAGUAUUAAAGAAAGACUACUUUGUCGAUCCACUACAACUCUUGCAGGAUACUUAAGCAAAAAUCUAUCGUUUAUUGAGAAACGGAACAAUCUCUUGGGGUUGAGCAACUUGAGUUUAACUAGAGAGAGGUCUGUACACUCUAGCGAUCACAGGGAUGCAAUACUUGUGGUGGCUAUACUGAUAGUAACAGCAACAUACCAGGCUGGUCUCAGCCCUCCAGGCGGAUUUCGGCAGGAUAAUAGCGAUCAUCACUUGCCUGGGGAGAUGAUUAUGGAUUGGAGAAAUGCCUUAUUUUUUAUGGUUCUAAAUGGGUUUGCCUUCAUAUUAUCUCUAUAUGUGAUCAUAGUUCUCAUAGUUGGACUCCCACUGUGGAAGUUAAUUUAUGGUUCAGUGGCGGGUAUAAGCAUCGCUAUGUUAGCAUCAUACGCCACUAUAUUCCCCAGAUCAGAAGACAUAUCAGUGACCUUGUUCACCUUGGCAUUACCAUUGAUGAUAGGAAUCAUGCUUUUUGCUACUUUCAUGGCAUUCAUUGUAGAUAAACGCCGGCGGAACAGAGUAGAUUUCCAGGCGAGCUGCUUUAGCAUAUCUGAUUCAGCUGAUCCUGGAUAUCUUUUACUAUUUAGUGGGAUCUGUGUAACUGCUGUCUUGCUUGUGCUUUAUCUAUUUAGGUAAUGCAUUUAUUUUAUUUUAUACUAGGGUAAACCAAUCCUACCGAAAUAAAUAAAUUAAUAAUAUUUUAUAUUUUUAUUUAAGUUUUACUAAAAAUACUAGUAAGGAUCAUAUUUUUUUACAACAAUUUUGCCUAUGUAUUUUAAAAUUCAUUUUACAAAUUAUAAACUUGUCUAGUUAUAAUAAAAUUUUAAAAAUAUAAUUGUUUAAUUUCUCUCAAUGUUUAUUUUAGCUUAACUAUACAAAUAAGAGACAUAGCUUUAUUAAAUUACAAAAAUUAUGAAACAUUAGAUAUUUUAAAAUUUAUGUUUAUUAUUAAAUUUUUUACUAUAUAUUAUUUUAAAUCACUAUUGCUUUGAUUUCUCUUAUUAUGUUUAUCAACUUUUACGUUUAAAUGUUUUUGAUGUUAUGAUAUUCAACCUUAAUUUUGUUACAUUUAACUAAUUUUCAUAAUAUAAUGUUAAAAUUUAAUGGAAUAUUUUUAUUUUGGCAGUGUGGAUAGUUUGAUAUGUUUAUUGUAUUUAUAUGAUCUAGUUUGUUCGUACAAAGGAUUUAUAUGAGGCUUUGAAUGGUGACCAAUGAACGAAAGGGAACGCUGAAUUCCUUAUCAUUCCCAAAAAAAAUCACCAUUCACAAGGAAUAGUUUUUUCCUUCUUAUUCCUUUUCAUUCCUUUUUUUGUAAAGAAAUAUAGAACAAAAGCAUUCCUUGUUAAAUUUGAUAAGGAACAAGCAUUCAUUUUUAUUCCUGUAAUUUUAUUCCUAUACGUUCAUUUCCUAUUCGUUCCUCGUUUUCCCGAAAAGGUCACCAGUCGGAGCCUCAGUGAUUCAUACAAAAUUGUGUGUUUUAGAAGAUAAAGUCAAAAACUUUAACAAUGUAUCUAAUGGAUAUCUGGACAACAUAACCAAUAACCGGUUUCAGUAAUGCGUAGAACUCAUUAAAUAGCCGUGAUAUCAUCUUCAAUAACCAUCUAGAGUAAUUAAAUAUUAGGUUGUUUAUGUGGUUGUUUAUAGCUUCUAGCUAACAAAGCAUAUAAUAAAUGUAGCAUUGUUGUGAAACAAGAGAAUAUAAUCUGUAUGUUUCUAUCUUAUUCAUAAACAUAAGGAGUCAUUUAUAUAUAGGGAAUUACACCGUCAUAGAAUAAUGGAAAGACUAGAGAAAGUAAAUACAAAUAUGGAAAGAGUACAAAUCAUAAACUAAUAAGAAAAAGGGAAACAAGGGUUUCCAGCCGCCGGCUCUCUCUCUCUAGCAUUGGGCCGGUUAUGGACCGGGCCGGUUAUGGACAUCCACAAUAUGAUUUAUAACAAGCAUCUAUUAUUUUAAUUAAGAAAAGGUGAUCACAUUUUCAAGAGAAAACAAAGGAUAAAAAACAAGCCCUAUAUCUAUUUAGGUGAAAUCUUAUAUAUAGCACCAAUCUACACUAUUAAAGCAGAAUCCCUACUAGAAUCCUGCCCUUGAUUUUUUAAGUUAUUUACAAAGGAAUGCCACUCCUAUAUUUAUGGUUAAAAACAUUAAUUAUUAUCUAAAAAACAAUUAAACAAAUGUAUUGCCUGAUUUGAAAUCUUAAACCAAGCAUGUUUACAUAUACACAUUCAAAUUAUAUUUGGUUUAAGUUCAGACAGGGUUGAUAUAUUUUAUACUUUUCUGUUUUAUAACUUAAGGUUCUCAUACUGAAAUUAGCUUUAUUCAUAUAACAUGUGCAACACAUAAUGCCAAAAUAUAAUGUCCAUCGCUAUUAUAUCAUCAGACAUUGUAUAUUCUUUUAAAAACAUAAUGUCACCAUCACUAUAAUUUUUUUAAAUAAACCGGAUCAUUUAUGUGUAACAAUAUACAAUGUGCGGUAUUGCUUUGAUAUAUAUAUGUAAAAUGGAAUAGUAAAACCCUAAGCCCUAAGUUAGACAACCCUACACUGUAACAUGACGUGUAAUAUGAAUAAGCUAUUUUAGUUAUAAGCAUCCCAACUAAAUCGUAAAAUAUGUAAGCAUUUUCUCAUUUUCAUUAUUAUUUAUGAUUUUUAGCAUCAAUUUAGGAAAGAUACGAGCCGAUUGUGUGAAGAUAUUCUUAGGAAUAAUUUGAAAAGCAUGAUUUUGUGCUUCGAAGAUUUACCAUAUAUGGAAAUAUAUAACUUCCAUAAUUCAAAGCAUAUAUUACUAGGAAUAUCUUGUGGAACAUUAUACAUCAUUAAAGCCACCAUUUUUUAAAAUUAAAGUUUGAAAAUAUUAGGAUUCACAAAAUAUAUAAAAUUUCGUUUAUUCUGGUAAAAUAUUACUUACUAAUAUCUUUUGCAUUUCUAAGAUCAUCAAAUACACUAUUUUGAAUGAUAUUGGAUCCACAAAAUAUAUUAACUUUCCAUAUUUCUACACGAAUAUUCCUACUCAUAUUGUGUACCCAACUUUAUUUCCUAGCCUACACUAUUAGUAUAAAGUUUUUAGUUGACAAUGCUAACUGAUUUGAAAAAUAAAAGUAAAAAUUUAUAACGCAAAAUAAAAAUCAACAAUUUAUGGAUAUAUUCAAAAUAAUCCUAUACCAUAAACAUUUAUGAUUUUAAAUAUUUAUUUAAAAUGUCAGAAUAACUUUGUGAUUUUGUACAAGGUGGGUUGAACAAACAUAUUAAUAUAUUUAAAUAAAUUUUGAUCAAAUUUUAAAUGAUUAAUAAUAUGGAUUAUAUUAUUGCAUAUUAAAUUAA